AUGGGUUCUCCAAACGCUGUUAGUGGUGAUUCCAUUGAAACAUUUUUAUUCACCUCGGAGUCUGUUGGUGAGGGUCAUCCUGAUAAAAUUUGUGAUCAGGUCUCCGACGCAAUUUUGGAUGAAUAUCUAAAACAGGAUCCCAAUUCAAAAGUUGCUUGUGAAACCUUCACAAAGACUGGUAUGGUUCUCAUUGGUGGCGAGAUUUCAUCCAGAGGUACAAUCGACUUCCAAACUGUCAUUCGAAGGGUGAUUGAGCGUAUUGGUUACGACGAUUCUCGCAAGGGAUUCGAUUUUAAAACCUGUAAUGUUCUCACUGCCAUUGAACAGCAGAGUCCCGAUAUCGCCCAAUGCGUACAUGAGGGGAAGACUAUGGAGGAAUUUGGAGCUGGAGAUCAGGGCCUUAUGUUUGGUUAUGCCACUGACGAAACUGAAGAAUGCAUGCCUCUGACGCUAGUUCUCGCUCAUGCUCUUAAUGAAAGACUAGCCAUUUGUCGUCGUGAUGG
Molecule: messenger RNA, 503 nt
Organism: Rodentolepis nana
Lineage: Eukaryota; Metazoa; Platyhelminthes; Cestoda; Cyclophyllidea; Hymenolepididae
Source: the annotation of a GenBank genome assembly